This is a messenger RNA of Trichoderma breve, 2946 nucleotides long. Its product is annotated as fungal zn(2)-Cys(6) binuclear cluster domain-containing protein. Gene Ontology annotation, molecular function: zinc ion binding; DNA-binding transcription factor activity, RNA polymerase II-specific. The record is from RefSeq and is a predicted model, not a curated record. Gene Ontology annotation, cellular component: nucleus. Gene Ontology annotation, biological process: aromatic amino acid catabolic process; positive regulation of transcription by RNA polymerase II. The transcript has 5 exons. Bases 1 to 2946 code for a protein of 981 amino acids. NCBI's taxonomy places the organism in Eukaryota, Fungi, Ascomycota, Sordariomycetes, Hypocreales, Hypocreaceae.
AUGGCCCAAUAUGCCAGCACGGCCAGUCCCGCCCAGUCGACGGCGACGACGGCAUCAGCGCAGCAACAGCCCACGGCUGCGUCGGCAGGACAGUCGCAGUCGGGACAAUCACAGGUUCCCCAGCACAAGCGCGUCUACCAGGCGUGCAUCCCGUGCCGUCGCCGCAAAGUGCGCUGCGACCUGGGCAGUGUCGACAACCCGCACGACCCGCCGUGCGUGCGCUGCCGCCGCGAGAGCAAGGAGUGCUUCUUUAGUGCUACUCGCCGCAAGAGAAAGACGGACGAGGACGACAGCGACGCCGACGAGUACGUGGUGCGCAACGGCCGCAAGAAGCUGCACGCCGCCGACAGCCCGCCCUUUUCGCGCUUCGACAAGCGCCAGUACAGCGACACGCCCCUGACCCCCGGGGGAUCCCAUGGCAGGACCCAGCCGCUGCGCAGGCCGGACGGCAAGGCUGGCGGCCGCGGGCACGACGAUGGCGAGUUUGACGGCGAUGGCGACUCCAACCAGACGCUGGAGAACCUCGAGGCCCAGACCGUCAUGAGGCGUGGCGUCUACGGGCCUCACGAUGCUCUCGACCUCCUCUACAAGGCCGCGACGGAUAGCCCGGCUGCGGAUACACAUCGGCGCCAGCCAAGCAUGGCGUCCAUUGCCCCGGGGCCGCCUCAGCAGGCCCAGGCCACGGACGAGCCUGGCCUACGUGCCCGGUCGAGAGGACCAUCCAUAUCCGUCCGGCCUGAGCAGUCCAUCGAUCCCAACCUGUCCCGUCCGACUCUGAGGGCCCAGCCGGGCUAUGAGGAUGCCUUGAGAGCCUGGUCGAGGUUCCGCUUCGUGCGUGCUGGAUGGUUCACCGCGCAAGAAGCCAUUGAAUACAUUGACUACUACUACAAAUACCUGUCACCGCUUACACCGAUUUCGCCUCCUACCUUUAGCAACCCCUCAUCUCACUUGACCCUCUUGACCGAGGAGCCUAUUCUCACGGUUACCUUGCUUACGAUUUCCUCGCGAUAUUGCCAGCUUCCCGGCACUGGUGGCAUAUGUCGAUCUCACGCGGUGCCGGAACAGCUAUGGACCUAUCUGCGUGGCAUGAUUGAGAGAUGUCUAUGGGGGCAGGAAGCCUUUGGGGGCAGCUUGAGGACGUUGGGCACCAUUGAGUCUCUACUGAUCCUGACCGAGUGGCAUCCUCGCGCACUGCAUUUCCCCCCGCAAGAGGCCACUGAUGAGCUGGUGCUGCCUAUUGCGGAAGCUUCGCCGUUGAUGGCGUCUGAGGAUGAGCUGCACAGAACAAUGGGGCCGGGUAUUGGCGGCAAAAGAAUCGAGAGCUGGCUAGAGCCGGCGUGGAGGAGCGACCGCAUGUGCUGGAUGCUACUCAGCACCGCCAUGGGAUUGGCCUAUGAGCUGGGUGUGUUUGAUGAUAUUGAUGAGCUGCUCAAGGAUGAUGCCAUCACUCGCCCCGAGUACAAGGAUGAAGUGUACCGCCAGCGAGCCAAUCGCAUCAAGCGGCUUUUGCUCAUCUACACGAGCCAGCUUGCAGGUCGUUUGGGCUGGACUAGCAUGACACCAGAGCACCUGAGAAAAGCCGACCCUGCCGUUGCUCGUCAGAGACCCUUGACCAACGACAGCAGCACACCCGCGACAAACCCUUCUUCUCUGGCAAACGGAUUCAACUACGUCCCGGAUCUUGAGCUCGACGACCAAAUCAUCCACUGCUGGGCGGGCAUCAGCAAUGCCAUGCACCUCGGUAACGAGAAGCUGUUCAAGACGCGCAAGCACACGACCGAGAUUAUCCAGUCGGGCAAAUACGUUGACCUGCUACGGGACUUUACACCGCUGCUCAAGGACUGGUAUCGAGAGUUUGAGCUGUUCCGUCUACCGCAGUACAUUCGGCAUAUUUUGACCAUCGAGUACGAAUAUGUCCGCAUUUACAUCAACUCCCUCUCGUUGCAGGCGGUCGUCGAGCGGUGCACUAACAAUGCAGGCAACGCUUCCAGCUCUGGCAACGGGGUCCAGCCGACGCAUCUGUCUCCGCAGACCAUGAUCAAUUACGGAAAGCUGCCUCUUGGUCAGCUGGGAGGCUUCACGGUCCACGACCAGGAGUACGUGCGCGAGGUGGUGGAAGGAAGCCGGAAUCUCCUGCGGACGGUUGUCGAAGGACUGCUGCCUGGAGGCUACCUCAAGCAUGCGCCCGUGCGGACGUACUUUCGCAUCAUCAGCGGCGCCAUGUUCUUGCUCAAGACGUUUGCCCUGGGCGCUCCUCGUUCCGACGUCAAGCUGAGCAUUGAGCUGAUGGACGCCACGGUGGAGGCUCUGCGCAACUGCAUCGUCGACGACGUGCACCUGGGCAUUCGCUUCGCCGACCUGCUGGAGUCUCUGACCAGCCGGCUACGGAACCGGUUCAUCCAGGCGCCGAUGCAGCAGCCGUCUGCCAAGGCACAGAGCCCCGUCCCGGAGGCGGGCAACGCGGGCGCCGUGCAGCCGGUGCAGAACGGAGAGAAUGGCGAGAAUGGCGCAGCCUGGGUGGGCAGCCACGCACAGAGACUUCGGGACGGCCUCAACGGACACUACCGGGUGCCGACUCCUACCGCCAACAACACCACCACCGAGGCAAACAACAUCUCCGCCACGCCCUUUGACCUCUCGACCGGCAACUUUCCCUACCACGGCGCCUCGUCCAUCGGCCCGUCAACGCCGGCGGCGGACAACAGCAACGCCUCGGGCGCCGGCAACAUGGACGUCAACCUCUUUGACGAGUGGAAUAAUGCCGGCAGCGAGAUGUGGUAUCUGCCGCCCGGCCCGGCGUUUUUCCAGAACAUGGAGAAUAGUUCGGUUGCGAUGACGGCUGAAGGUGUGAAUGUCGGUGGGCUGGAUUUGUUGGAGUACAUGGCUAUGGAUCCGGUGCAGUUUCCGGGGUUGGAUGGGCCGGGGACGAGCGGAGCGGCGAGUUGA